GGAGGAAGCUUUCUUAUCGGCGCAGCAUUAGCUAUGAAUGCCUUGCCACUAGAGAUCAUUCUUCGCAUCCCACGUCCUCUCGGAUUUAGGUUUCAGUGGCGCAAUAUGCCGAACCUAUCAGCCACUGAACACAAAACCCGAAAUGUUGCGAAAGGAAGCUGCAAGGAUGUACGCGAAAUUCAGGAAGAUUCAAACAGUGCCAGGCCAGCUUAUACUGCUUCACCGUGUGGAGCGAAUUUAAGUGCCCUGGCCCCAAAUGUAGAUCUUACUGAGGUGUUCUGCGACCACAAGAUUUCUAGUGUAGGGAAGGCUUUCCCAGUGCAACCGCUGCUAGGUUGCAACACCUCUGCUGGCAAUAGCCGAUCUCCUAAAUGUGGAUCAACAUGUCUUGACCGCGACGGGCGCAUUUCAUACGGAACAUCGGCAGCUACCGUGUUGCAGUUGCCUUCAGAGUCAAGUAAAAGUAUCCUGGACCAACUGGCUCUCUUCCGUCGGCUUGCCUUCUACGUGCUGCUCGUCGUGUACGUCCUCUGCGAUUGGACAAUAUCGUUGCACACUACAACCAUUGUGGACUACGGCCGUGACAAGGGAUCUCCGCUCGAGAAGGCAAAGUUAGUGCUCACAUACAACGCAGCGGGUCAGUUCGCCGGAAGGACGCUUUUGCCUUUCGCCUCGGACAACGUAGCUCACAGCCGGUGUCCGUUGGCCGUUGCGUGCUUCAUCGGAUCAGGCGCCUGCUUGGCAUUCAUGCCGUCCGUGCAAACCCUGUCUGCAUUCGUCGGUCUGAACCUGGUGCUAGGGAUGUGUCAGGGUUUUGCGACCUGUAUCCAAAGCGUCUUGGUUAACCAGUACUGUGGAGUCGAACGGCUGCCUACGUUCUUCGGCAUUCUUGGACUGACUCUGGUGCCACUGUCGUUCAGCGGGCCAACAAUCAUAGGUUUCUUCCGCGACACCCUGGGAUCGUACGACAACCUCUACCGGAUGAUGGGAGCGUUGAAUAUUUGCAUCGCGCUUCUGCUGUUCGUUCUUGUGUGGCGCGACAAGACGCGGAGAAAAUCUUGCGACCUACCUACAGCAGCAAUGGGACAUGGAAACGGAUUAGGCUGCAAAGAUAAUUGACAAAAAGAUUUU
Messenger RNA from Dermacentor andersoni, 1131 nucleotides. Lineage: Eukaryota; Metazoa; Arthropoda; Arachnida; Ixodida; Ixodidae. The record is from RefSeq and is a predicted model, not a curated record.